AUGUUCCAGUCAUACCACUCGCCAUGGCCGCUGGGCCACACGCCACUCGAGCGCGAAAAGGUGCUGGUCGGAUACCAGUUUGAGCUGGAGCGCGAUCUGCGCGAGUUGCAGGAACGCAAUGUGUUUCCCAUCGAGCGGUAUCUCGACAUCCUCGACCAAAUGAUGCGCUUCAUCCCGCAUCUCAACGAGAUCGAACAGCCGCUCAUACUGUUCCUGAGUAUGGUACAGGAGUUUAUCGGGCGGACCAAGACGCGGAUCUCGAUGUGGGGGAUGCCACUCGCACCAAACGAGGUGCAGUGUAUCACCUACUAUGCCAACCGGUGGCUACAGAGGCGUGGUGGCUCGCUCGACAUGGGACCACCAGAGGCCAAGCUCGUGCUGUACUCGCUGCGCGAGCUCGACUCAUACAAUGAGCAAGCACUGGCGAUACGUAUGGGUGCACGUGCGUCUACCAUCUAA
Messenger RNA from Cutaneotrichosporon cavernicola, 459 nucleotides. RefSeq lists its product as uncharacterized. The transcript is spliced from 4 exons. The record is from RefSeq and is a predicted model, not a curated record. Lineage: Eukaryota; Fungi; Basidiomycota; Tremellomycetes; Trichosporonales; Trichosporonaceae. Bases 1 to 459 code for a protein of 152 amino acids.